Molecule: messenger RNA, 2424 nt
Organism: Dama dama (fallow deer)
Lineage: Eukaryota; Metazoa; Chordata; Mammalia; Artiodactyla; Cervidae
Gene: MUC21
Product: mucin 21, cell surface associated
Exons: 6
Coding region: 1-2424 (807 amino acids)
Source: RefSeq, a predicted model, not a curated record
AUGGACACCAGUCCUGGUCUGGAUCCUCCUGUCACUGGAUCAUCUGCCAAGACCCAGCUCUGGGCUGGGAGUGCCCUCAGGCCUGAGGAGCUCUCUGCAUCUCCCGCUGCAGAUCCUCCCGGGGGAGAGGAGGAGAACUCUGCCCUGGCCGGGGGCGCCCAAGAUCCCAAGGUCUGGAGGGGGCUCCGGGUGCGAGAGCAUAGGGGGAGCCUGAGCAGCCGGGGCGCCGGGUGCCCCAGGCGGGGACGCGGCCCUCAGUCCCUGGAGGUCCCACUUGACCUGCGGCUGCGGAACCCGAACCCGGCUCACCCUACCACAGUGCCCAGUGAGACCACCACAGCCUCCAUGGUGGCAUCUGUGCCCAUCACGGUCUCCACCAGUGAAACCACCACAGGCUUUGAGACCACCCACCAUCACUUCUACCAUAGCCUCAGGAACCCCUGCAUAACCUCCAGUAAUACUAGUACAACUGUCAACAAUGAAUCCAGCCCAACUUCCAGUGAACCCACUACAGCCACCACUGGAUCCAGUGCAACCUCCAGUGAGACUAGUAUAGCCUCGAACACUGCAUCCAGCAUGACCCAUGGUAGUCCUAGCACAGCCACUAAUGCUGGAUCCCAAGAGACCUUCAGUGGAUCCAGCUCCAGUACUGAAUCCAGUGUGACCUCUGGAGGGUCCAGCACAACCUCUGACAAUGGAUCUAGCAUGAUCUCUGGAGGGUCCAGCACAACCUCCAGUACUGGAUCUAGCAUGACCUCUGGAGGGUCCAGCACAACCUCCAGUACUGAAUCCAGCAUGACCUCUGGAGGGCCCAGCACAACCUCCAGUACUGGAUCCAGCGUGACCUCUGGAGGGUCCAGCACAACCUCCAGUACUGAAUCCAGCAUGACCUCUGGAGGAUCCAGCACAACCUCUGACAAUGGAUCUAGCAUGACCUCUGGAGGGUCCAGCACAACCUCCAGUACUGGAUCUGGCAUGACCUCUGGAGGGUCCAGCACAACCUCCAGUACUGAAUCCAGUGUGACCUCUGGAGGGUCCAGCACAACCUCUAGUACUGGAUCCAGCAUGACCUCUGGAGGGUCCAGCACAACCUCCAGUACUGAAUCCAGUGUGACCUCUGGAGGGGCCAGCACAACUUCCAGUACUGGAUCCAGCGUGACCUCUGGAGGGGCCAGCACAACCUCCAGUACUGGAUCCAAUGUGACCUCUGGAGGGGCCAGCACAACCUCUGACACUGGGUACAGUGUGACCUCUGGAAGGGCCAGCACAACCUCCAGUACUGGAUCCAAUGUGACCUCUGGAGGGUCCAGCACAGCCUCUGACACUGGAUCCAGCGUGACUUCUGGAGGGGCCACCACAACCUCCAGUACUGGAUCCAGCAUGACCUCUGGAGGGGCCACCACAACCUCUGACACUGGAUCCAGCGUGACCUCUGGAGGGGCCAGCACAACCUCCAGUACUGGAUCCAGUGUGACCUCUGGAGGGUCCAGCACAGCCUCUGACACUGGAUCCAGCGUGACCUCUGGAGGGUCCAGCACAACCUCCAGUACUGGAUCCAGUGUGACUUCUGGAAGAGCCAGCACAACCUCCAGUACUGGAUCCAGUGUGACCUCUGGAGGGUCCAGCACAGCCUCCAGUACUGGAUCCAGUGUGACCUCUGGAGGGGCCAGCACAUCCUCCAAAACUGGAUCCAGUGCAAUCACAGGAGGCUCUGAUACACCUUUUCUAAUUGGAACACACACAACGUCUAACAAAAGUAACACAAGUGCUGCAACUCCAGUGGAGGAAGUGAAGCCCACUGGGUCCCUGAAGCCAUGGGAAAUCUUCCUCAUCACUCUGGUCUCAGUUGUAGUGGUCGUGGGAUUCUUUGUUGGGCUCUUCUUCUGCGUGAGAAACUCCCUGUCCGUGAGAAGUGUCCUUGACACAGCUGUCUACCGCCCCCAUGGCCCCAACCUCAGCCGGGGCCCUGGAGGGAAUCACGGAGCCCAUCACAGGCCAAUGUGGAGGCCUGCCAGGCCCUGGAACAGACCCAUAUCCUCAGGAACCAUGGAGAUGAGAGAAAGUCACAAACCCUCUGGCAACCGGGGCCCGGAGUCUUCGGGGAGCAGCUGCUUCCUGGGACGCCCUCCUGGACGUCCCCGCCGAAGGGUGACGGUUCAGGGCCCCCGGCAGAAGGCGCCUCAGGGAGACUCCCGGCGGGGCCCUGCAAGCCGCGGGAGACCACCCCCGGGCCGCGAGCAGGGAGAAAGGGGCUCAGUGGAGACGCGGGCCGGGAACCGAAGGAGCCGGAGCGCGGCGGCGCGGGGCCGGGCCUCCCGCGAGCGGGGCUGGGCAGCUUCUUGGCUGGAGACGGGCUCUGGGACCCUCUUGUGCUGGGGCCUCGGCGACCUGCCGCGCGGGAAGCACGGCUACGGAGUGGUCUAG